Messenger RNA from Linderina pennispora, 602 nucleotides. RefSeq lists its product as uncharacterized. The transcript has 2 exons. NCBI's taxonomy places the organism in Eukaryota, Fungi, Kickxellomycota, Kickxellomycetes, Kickxellales, Kickxellaceae. Bases 49 to 420 code for a protein of 123 amino acids. The record is from RefSeq and is a predicted model, not a curated record.
CUCAUAGCCAUUAGCCCACUUUUAUUGCAAACCUAGCACUUCUUUACAAUGCAACUGAACUUUGCCCUAGCCCUUUUUCUUGUUCUUAUUAUUGCAGUUACUAUUCUGGCGGUCCUUUUUACCAAGGAGCUCAUUAUCGUCACAGGAAUCGCUGCAGCAGGCUACACCGUCUACACAUUUGUCAUCCCCAAUAUCGGUCCACUCAUUACAUACAUCAGCAGAACCACGCUCCAUCUAGAGAUCUAUCGUCCAAACAAGCCGGCCCAAAAGAUAUCCGGGACUGAACUGGCCAAAGUGUUUGGAACGUCUAGCGACUCGCUGCCAAAGAUCAUGGUUGAUGGAUAUGAGCUGAUGGACAAUGUGCCUGUCUCGCAUGUUCUCAGGCCCGGAGCCAGCCUGGGAGUCACCUUUGACAACUAGCUUUUCCUAUGUGCCCAAUACAGAGCUGCUCCACAUAUCAACUCACCACUGGCAUAUAUAUAGGAAGUAUAUAUACACUAUGCAUGCGAAUUACAAACAGAAUUGGCCAUCAAUUUGUUGGUACACCAUUCUGAUAUAAGAGCUGACUAUCACCAGAUAGCCUUGGUUUCAUUAAACAUGCC